GGUUUUCUGAGCCCCCGUAGGACGGAGUUUCCUAGACUUGUGGCUCCGCACGCCGCGCGGCUUCCGCCGUAGCCCCCGCUUCCUCCUCGCGUGUCUGGUGCGGCGGGCUCUCUAGGCCGGCGCGUCUCUAUGGCCGCAGGGGCGUCAGUUCCGCAGACUCUCUCGGCACCAUGGCUCCGGCGAGAGAAAAUGUCAGCUUAUUCUUCAAGCUCUACUGCUUGACAGUGAUGACUCUGGUGGCCGCAGCUUACACCGUAGCUUUAAGAUACACAAGGACAGCAGCUGAAGACCUCUACUUCUCAACCACUGCCGUGUGUGUCACAGAAGUUAUAAAGUUACUGAUAAGUGUUGGACUGUUAGCUAAAGAAACUGGAAGUCUGAGUAGAUUUAAAGCCUCUUUAAGUGAGAACGUCUUGGGGAGUCCCAAAGAGCUGGUGAAGUUAAGUGUGCCCUCGCUGGUGUACGCUGUACAGAACAACAUGGCUUUCCUAGCUCUCAGUAACCUGGAUGCAGCUGUGUACCAGGUGACCUAUCAACUGAAGAUUCCCUGUACUGCUUUAUGUACUGUUUUAAUGUUACAUCGAACACUCAGCAAAUUACAGUGGAUUUCAGUUUUCAUGCUAUGUGGUGGGGUCACACUUGUACAAUGGAAACCAGCCCAAGCUACAAAAGUCGUGGUAGCACAGAAUCCAUUAUUAGGCUUUGGCGCUAUAGCUAUUGCUGUAUUUUGCUCUGGCUUUGCAGGAGUUUAUUUUGAAAAAGUUUUAAAGAGUUCAGACACUUCCCUUUGGGUGAGAAACAUUCAGAUGUAUCUGUCAGGGAUCGCUGUGACGUUAGCUGGUGCCUACUUGUCAGAUGGAGCGGAAAUUAAAGAAAAAGGAUUCUUCUAUGGCUACACAUAUUAUGUCUGGUUUGUUAUCUUCCUUGCUAGUGUGGGAGGCCUCUACACCUCUGUUGUAGUGAAGUACACAGACAACAUUAUGAAAGGCUUCUCUGCGGCCGCAGCCAUUGUUCUUUCUACCAUUGCUUCAGUCAUACUGUUUGGAUUACAGAUAACACUUUCAUUUGCACUGGGAGCUCUUCUUGUAUGUGUUUCCAUAUAUCUCUAUGGCUUACCCAGACAAGAUACUACAUCCAUUCAGCAAGAAACAACUUCAAAAGAGAGAGUCAUUGGUGUGUGAUUUGAAUCUCAAGAGAUUCCUAUAAGGACUAAACUGUUGAUAAUAAAUUAGAGCCUUAAGUCAACCCCAGAUGGUAGCGUAAACAAUGUCAACAAAUUAACUGUAUGACAUAAGAAUCAAGAAGAAAUGCUGAAUGAAAUGAAAUGCUAAAAUUAAUUUGGGUGUUUUUGGUGUCAAGUUAUAUUAUUUCAAAAUGAAGGACUUCAUAUAUGUGAGAGAGACAGAGAGAGAGAGAGAGAGAGAGAGAGAGAGAGAGAGAGAGAGAGAGAGAGAGAGAGAUAUCUUGAACACAGAGCAUGGAAGUGCCAUGGUAUCCGUGUGUGUGUGUGUGUGUGUGUGUGUGUGUGUGUGUGUGUGUGUGAUAUACACAGAGCACAGAGACAAUGAUGCAGGUGAAACUACAAUAUUCAAGCAACAAGGUUUAAGACAGUGUCUGAGGGUUUAAGUGCCAAAGCCAUUUCUGUACACACUGUUCCAGGUACUGGGAAAGGAAGGUGAGCCCUCUUCUCCAGUUCAUGGAUAGUACUUUGUCCCCAUUGCAGUAAAAGAUCUAGCUUCUCUUAUCAAAGUGAGGAGGGAGUAAGACAGUUCAGAACACACCUCACUGUGUAACUUAUAAAUCAGGAUCUACUUCCUAGCUCAGACACUGACUUGUGGGUGAUGACUGAGAACCUUAGUGAUGUAUUUGUGCCAUUCACUGUCUGGUUCCUAUUUCUUUGCUGUCAGCUGAUACACUUUUCAGAAAAUUUUAUAAGCUGCUUUUAUACUUUCUUUUUUAUAAAGUAUGGUUACCUGUUGGGCUCUCAAUUUGUGACUUUCAGUGAUUUUAAAGUAUUUCUAUAAUGUUAAUGGGGAAAUCCAGCAAUAAACUUAUUUAUACCACG
Messenger RNA from Arvicanthis niloticus (Nile rat), 2065 nucleotides. NCBI's taxonomy places the organism in Eukaryota, Metazoa, Chordata, Mammalia, Rodentia, Muridae. The record is from RefSeq and is a predicted model, not a curated record.